AUGACUCUUAUUGCAACAGGGGGUAAGUGGAAGGUCCAGAUUGCUGUCUGCUCAGGCUCCUCCUCUCAGGUGUCCUGCCAACAAAACCAGCAGAAGUGCCAGCUCCCUGCCAAGUGCCUCCCCAAAUAUCCACCCAAGCACCCCCCAAAGGCUCCUCAGGCCCUGGCUCCCUGCCCCCCUCCUGCCCCCUCCUGCUGUGUCCCCAGCUGCUGUAUUUCUGGCUUUGGAAGCUGCUGCUCUCUGGUGUCCCACCGGUUUCCAAGUGUCUACCUAUGCCAGCCCCAGCCUUCCAACUGCUGUGAGGUGGAGCUUUCUGGAUGUUCCAGUUGCUGCCAUGGUUUUGGGGGCUACAGCUGA
Molecule: messenger RNA, 357 nt
Organism: Balaenoptera acutorostrata (minke whale)
Lineage: Eukaryota; Metazoa; Chordata; Mammalia; Artiodactyla; Balaenopteridae
Product: late cornified envelope protein 7A-like
Exons: 2
Coding region: 1-357 (118 amino acids)
Biological process (GO): epidermis development
Source: RefSeq, a predicted model, not a curated record